Molecule: messenger RNA, 2129 nt
Organism: Macadamia integrifolia
Lineage: Eukaryota; Viridiplantae; Streptophyta; Magnoliopsida; Proteales; Proteaceae
Exons: 15
Coding region: 350-1786 (478 amino acids)
Biological process (GO): SNARE complex assembly
Cellular component (GO): endosome; lytic vacuole
Molecular function (GO): SNARE binding
Source: RefSeq, a predicted model, not a curated record
UACCGUAGUGCUCUCUGCACAUCAUCCAUCACCCACAUCUCAACGAAAAAUGGUUUAAUAAGUCUGUCAACCUUAUCCAAAAACCAGUAAACCAACCAACCACCCCCCCCCCACCUUCUGCUUCUGACUGCUUCUCCUCCACUUCUGUGUACAUAAAUAGAGAAAGAACAACUGUGUUCCACAAUCCACUCUGAAAUCUAGCUACUGUUGGAGUAAAAGAAGAAGAAUGGCGGAUAUCGCUCUUUUGAUUGUGGAGGAUUACGAGAGUAGAAAGACCAGAAGCGUUAAAAAAGAAGGGAAGUAAUUCGUCAAGUAGUUCAUUAAUUAAGUUGCUCAACCUCACAAGACAAUGGCGAGAAAAACCAGUAGCUGUGCUAUAUGCGAGAACCCAAAUCUCGCUUCUAUAUGUGCUACCUGCGUCAAUUACAGAUUAAAUGAGUACAACACAUCCUUGAGAUCACUGAAGAGUGUUCGGGAUUCCCUGUAUUUGAGAUUGAGUGCGGAGCUCAUUGCAAAGGGAAAAGCUGAUGAUCAACGCAGCUGGAGAGUGCUUCAGGAAGAGAAAUUGACAAGGUUGAGGGAGAAGCUCCAUCUUACAGAGAAACAACUCAUGCAAGGGAAAGCUAAGCUCGAAAAGAUGUCUAAUGACUUAAAAGUUAGAUAUGGGAUGGUUGAAUCAGCUCUUAGUACAUUGGAGAAGAACCGUACAGAGCAGCUAGAAAAGUUCUACCCAAAUCUUAUCUGCACUCAAAGCUUGGGGCAUAUGGCCAUUACCUCUGAACGUCUCCAUAAACAAUCAGUGGUUAUAAAACAAAUCUGCAAAUUGUUCCCACAACGACGGGUGAACAUAGAUGGAGAGAAAAAAGAUGGAUCCAGUGGUCAGUAUGAUACAAUAUGUAAUGCGCGAUUACCACGUGGGCUAGAUCCACAUUCUGUUCCAUCUGAAGAGCUUGCUGCCUCCAUGGGAUAUAUGAUGCAACUUCUAAAUCUUGUUGUCCAUAACCUGGCUGCUCCUGCACUUCAUAACUCAGGUUUUGCGGGUUCAUGCUCACGUAUUUGGCAACGGAAUUCAUUCUGGGAUGCCGGGCCAUCUUCUCGGAGCAAUGAGUAUCCGCUUUUUAUCCCACGCCAGAAUCUUUGCUCCACUAGUGGAGAAAAUUCAUGGUCAGAUAGAAGCUCAAGUAAUUUUGGGGUUGCUUCACUGGAGUCGGUAAAAAAGUCCCAUCUGGAUGCUGCUGGAAGUUGUAGUUUUAACUAUUCAUCUUCAUCUCCACAUUCAAUUGAAUCUCACAAAGACCUGCAGAAAGGGAUAUCACUUCUCAAGAAAAGUGUGGCAUGCAUUACAGCAUACUGUUACAAUUCAUUGUGUUUGGAUGUCCCCUCUGAGGCAUCCACUUUUGAAGCAUUUGCAAAGUUGUUGGCCACACUUUCUUCUUCUAAGGAAGUUCGAUCUGUUUUCUCCUUGAAAAUGGCAUGUUCAAGAUCAGGCAAGCAAGUUCAACAGUUGAACAAAUCUGUAUGGCAUGUUAAUUCAACCAUUUCAUCGAGCAGUUUAUUGGACAGCGCUCAUUCAACACCUAUAAUGCGGAACAAUUUUGAGAAUAACCUUUCCAAUUCUGCUGCUAGUUUUCUUUAUACCACCGAGAUUUCUGAUGCUAGAAGGCCAGAAAGCCUUGCUGAUGGGUGGGAUAUAGUGGAGCAUCCCACUUUUCCACCUCCACCAUCACAAACAGAGGACAUAGAGCAUUGGACUCGAGCCAUGUUUACUGAUGCAACAAAGAGAUGAUGGUGCUAUAUUACUUUGAAUUAUGUACUUUGAAGACUGGAAAGUAUAAGAAAGAUUACCUACACCAGAUAUAUGAUGUAUCUGUGUAAAGUUUUUUACUUGGAUCAGAUCUGGCUGGAAAUAUUUCUUACCUGUAAAUAGAUAAUGGCAGAAAUGUGAAUAGAGAUGGGCUUUUGGUUUUAUCAAUUUCCAUAUAGUUCUAUCUCCCAUGUGGUUGAUUGGUUGAUCGUUGAGGGGAGUUACCCUGUAUAUUUUUUCUUAGUUCUCCUUGGAUUAAUGAACAGAAUCUGAUGGAUAUCCAUUAGACUUUGUUAUUUGAAAUAAGGUACUUUUUUUUUUCCAA